Astyanax mexicanus (Mexican tetra) is the source of this 3600-nucleotide messenger RNA. RefSeq names its product disintegrin and metalloproteinase domain-containing protein 10. Gene Ontology annotation, biological process: Notch signaling pathway; membrane protein ectodomain proteolysis. Gene Ontology annotation, molecular function: metalloendopeptidase activity involved in amyloid precursor protein catabolic process. NCBI's taxonomy places the organism in Eukaryota, Metazoa, Chordata, Actinopteri, Characiformes, Acestrorhamphidae. The record is from RefSeq and is a predicted model, not a curated record. The transcript has 16 exons. The coding region runs from base 124 to 2502 and encodes 792 amino acids. Gene Ontology annotation, cellular component: synaptic membrane; plasma membrane.
GUUCACCGAGAGCAGCUCCCUCUCUCUCUCUCUCUCUCAAUGAGAGAGGAAAGCUGUAAACACAGCAGGGCGGCUGCGCCUUAACUAGGACAAUAAAGCGCUUUCCCUAUCAAUGCACUAACGAUGAACUUAGUCGGAAUGAUCGCGAUAAAGCUACUGUGCUUGCUGUGCGCCUUGAAAUCCACCCAGGGUUACUAUGGCAACCCUUUGAACAAGUACAUCCGCCACUAUGAAGGUCUUUCCUAUGACACAGGCUCGGUACACAACAACCAUCAGAGAGCCAAGCGUGCACUUUCUCACGAGGACCGGUUCCUUCAUCUGCAGUUCCAUGCUCAUGGAAGGCAUUUUAAUCUGAGAAUGAGGCGAGACACAAGGCUCUUCUCUGAAGAUUUUAAACUGGAAGUGUCUGGAGAAGAAAUCAACUAUGACACCUCACAUAUCUACUCCGGUGAACUCUUUGAUGAGCAGGGGAGCAUUACUCAUGGCUCUAUCGUCGAUGGUAAGUUUGAGGGCUUUAUUAAGACACAUCGUGGGACCUUUUAUGUGGAGCCCAGUGAAAGAUACUUGGAAGACAAAAAAGUGCCAUUCCACUCUGUUAUCUACCAUGAAGAUGACAUCAACUACCCUCAUAAAUAUGGGCCUGAGGGAGGCUGUGCAGACCACUCAGUCUUUGAGAGGAUGAAGAAAUACCAGGUUUCUGCUGUAGAAGAGCCAGCCAAGGAAACAAAUGUGGUGUCGGAGAAGAAGUCGUCAGAUGACAGUAUGUUACUGAGGAAAAAAAGGAUGACUCAGGUGGAGAAGAACACCUGUCAGCUCUUCAUCCAGACAGACCAUCUCUUCUUCAAACGCUAUAAGACCAGAGAAGCCGUCAUUGCUCAGAUCUCCAGCCAUGUUAAGGCAAUUGAUGCAAUCUACCAAGGCACAGAUUUUCUCGGCAUCCGCAACAUUAGUUUCAUGGUGAAGAGAAUUAGGAUCAAUACGACUAAUGAUGAACGAGACAGGUCCAACCCUUUCCGCUUUGCUAAUAUCGGAGUGGAGAAGUUUCUGGAGCUGAACUCUGAGCAGAACCAUGACGAUUACUGCCUAGCUUACGUCUUCACUGACAGAGACUUUGAUGAUGGUGUGCUGGGGCUGGCCUGGGUUGGAGCACCCUCAGGGAGCUCUGGUGGGAUCUGUGAGAAGAGUAAGCUGUAUUCUGAUGGGAAAAGAAAAUCACUGAACACUGGGAUCAUUACCGUGCAAAACUAUGCUUCCCACGUGCCACCAAAAGUCUCACACAUUACUUUUGCCCAUGAAGUGGGACACAACUUUGGCUCUCCACAUGACUCAGGUCCUGAGUGCACUCCUGGAGAAUCCAAGAGCCAGGAUAAGAAAGAGAAAGGCAACUACAUCAUGUAUGCAAGAGCCACGUCAGGAGACAAGCUCAAUAAUAACAAGUUCUCAGUGUGCAGUGUUCGUAACAUUAGCCAAGUGCUGGAGAAGAAGAGGGGCAACUGCUUCGUGGAGUCUGGGCAACCCAUUUGCGGUAACGGCCUGGUAGAGCCAGGAGAGGAGUGUGACUGCGGCUACAGUGACCAGUGCAGAGACCUGUGCUGCUAUGAUGCCAACCAGCCAGACAACAAGAAGUGUAAACUCAAACCUAACAAAGUCUGCAGUCCCAGCCAGGGACCAUGCUGCACUCCUGAGUGCACGUACAAGAGCCGUAAUGAGAAGUGUCGGGAUGAGUCAGAGUGCGCCCACCAGGGCAUGUGUAAUGGCGCCUCAGCCCAGUGCCCUACAUCAGAACCCAAAGCCAACUUCACUGCCUGUCAUGGAGAAACACAAGUCUGCCUUAAUGGGGGAUGUUCUGGCUCUAUCUGUGAGAAGUAUGGACUGGAGGUGUGCACCUGUGCUAGUGUUGAUGGGAAAGAUGAGACAGAACUGUGUCAUGUCUGCUGCAUGGAGAAAGCGAACCCCAGCACCUGCAGCAGUACAGGAUCCGAGCGCUUGGCUCGAUUCUUCAAUAAGAAGGUGACAACGCUGCAGGCUGGCUCGCCCUGCAAUGACUUCAAGGGAUACUGCGAUGUGUUCAUGAAGUGCAGGCUGGUGGAUGCUGAUGGGCCUCUGGCCAGACUGAAGAAAGCUAUCUUCAACCCUGAGCUCUACGAGAACAUCGCUGAGUGGAUAGUGGCUCACUGGUGGGCAGUAUUGCUGAUGGGCAUUGCUCUGAUCAUGCUCAUGGCUGGAUUUAUUAAGAUUUGCAGCGUGCACACACCCAGUAGUAACCCCAAACUACCUCCACCUAAACCUCUACCAGGCACUCUGAAGAGAAGACGAGCCCAGCAUGCUAACCAGCAGCAGCAGCAGCAGCAACAACAUCAUCAACAUCACAACCAGAACCAGCACCAGCACCCCCACGCCCACGGCCAUCAGAACCAGCGUCCCUCCCAGCGCCAGCCGCAGCCCCAGCGCCACCACCGGCAGCCUAGAGAAAACUACCAGAUGGGCCAGAUGAGACGCUGAGACCCCCGUCACACCCGGCAAGCAAAUAUCACCACUACCACUCCCCUCCCAGUGCCUGCCUACAGUGGGAUUAACAGUCACUUAAGUUUUCACUACUUCACAGCCAGAUGCGGAGAAUUCUAGUCUUAAAACAACGCAAAUUCCGUUCCAGUCGUCAAGAAAUCUGAAAUUCUUUACUAUGUGCAGUUCUAGAACUCCAGUUUGCUUUGAUCUGGAUUUGUUCCUUCUGGCUGUAGAACGAGGCUUUACUCCAAAGAAUCCAACUGGACCAGCACAUGAAAUCAUCACUACACUCCCAACCUCGCAUUUGCAUCAACCGGGACCAUUUUAACAGCUGUAUGCCACAGCUGCUUAUUAUAAAACGAACAGUAUGCUAAAGUGAGAGCAACUUUUGUUCCUAGUCAUAUACUCGACAAGAAUCGUUUACAAUAUUCUGUCCAGCUGUACACAGAGGAACCUGGACUAGUUCAUUAUGCUUCCAUUCACCCUACCUACAGUCUUUAUACUGAGCCACUAGGUGAUGGUCAAGAUCUCUGCUGCGUUCUGUACGAGAUCAGACAGAAUACGUGGAUGUCUGUCUCUCUGGUUUCUGUACCAGAAAAAUCUCAGCAGACAAAAUGAAAACAUCUCCAACUUUUCUUUCUCUCUCUCUCUAGCCCUUGGAAAAAAUAGUUAUGAACAGCAGAUGGGAAUCAAGGCAUUCUUUCAUAAAAUAGUCUUAGUUUUUUUUGUUUGUUUUGUUUUCUGUUGUCUUCCCCCCCUCUCUUCUUUAUUCCGUACUCUUAUUGUCGGCAUAUUGAAAGUGUGCCAAGGUUUCAAGGACCAGGCACAAAAACAGCAUCAAGUGAAUCAACGUUUUGUUUCAAGCACUCAAUUAACAUUGACGCACAUGGUUUGUAACGAAAGCAUCUAUUUAAUGCCAUCAAAGCCAGGGAGCGAGGCAAGCUUCAUCUGAAUAUUUACAACAUGUUUCCACUUUACAACAUUUUUUUUCUUCAAUCCAGCAGAGGGAUCAAGCCUGAUGUCUUCUUCAUGCAGCAGCUGCCUACUGCGCCACUGUACAGAAUAACAACUGUAAAGAUGAUAAAAAAAAAAGAA